AUGGUCCUGCUCACCGCCGUCCACUUCGCCAAGCAGGGCUUCGCCGUUGCCGCCGUCGACCACCAGGGGCACGGCUUCUCCGAGGGCUUCCAGGCCCACAUCCCGGACAUCGGCCCCGUGCUCGACGACUGCGAGGCCGGCUUCGCCCCCUUCCGCGCUGACUACCCUCCCCCGCUGCUCUGCUUCCUCUACGGGGAGUCCCUCGGCGGCGCCAUCGCGCUGCUGCUGCACCUCACCAAAUCAGACACAGGUGUCGCGCGCGCGAGCAUCGCACCGCCCAGGGCCCGCAGCCCGCAGGCACUGAAGCAAGAUGUGGAUGCCCGCAUCGUUCCGCUGCAGCCGCCGUCGCUGGGUCCAGGGCAGCACCUCCUCCGUGUCGCCCGUCAAACCACCGCCCCGGCCCCGGCGCCACCCGCAACAGCCCGACGCCGUGCUGCCGCGCCGAACCCGACGAGGCGGCCUCCAUUCUCCCAAGCGAGCACGCCUUCCAUCUUAUCGUCUUCCGCCGCGACGCCUCGCCCCAAGCGAGAAGGCCAGCCGCCGGGACGCCUCGCCCCCUUCCUAGGCUCGGGCGGCGCGGACGCCCGCCGCGACACCUCUCCCCUUCCUUGGCUACCGCGGCGACGCCUCGCCCAUUCCUGGGCUCGGGCGGCGCGGACGCCGCCGGCAAGAUGCGGUGGUGGAGGACGGCGCGCAGGCGCCGGCGGCGAGCGGCGUGCCCGGCGGUGGAGUACGGCAAUGUAUAAGCCGCGGCGGAGAACGGCAAUGGACGCAGGGGGCUUUUUGCAAAAUCCAACCGUUUUUUCAGGACCACACAUUAAAUAG
This is a messenger RNA of Triticum turgidum subsp. durum (durum wheat), 825 nucleotides long. Lineage: Eukaryota; Viridiplantae; Streptophyta; Magnoliopsida; Poales; Poaceae. The record is from the annotation of a GenBank genome assembly.